Molecule: messenger RNA, 2750 nt
Organism: Cadophora gregata
Lineage: Eukaryota; Fungi; Ascomycota; Leotiomycetes; Helotiales; Ploettnerulaceae
Exons: 7
Coding region: 338-2530 (730 amino acids)
Biological process (GO): regulation of DNA-templated transcription; DNA-templated transcription
Cellular component (GO): nucleus
Molecular function (GO): zinc ion binding; DNA-binding transcription factor activity, RNA polymerase II-specific; DNA binding
Source: RefSeq, a predicted model, not a curated record
GCCCGGCCUACAAUAAUUCUUCCGUUGUUGUGAUUCCCUUCAUCCACUUCUAUGCCAUCGAUAUGACCGAUUCUUUGGUCUUCGUGCAACAAUCUCUGUACAGCAAAGACCAGAGUUCAGCACUCUAUCCAGAGCCUAGGAAGGCCGGUGUUUUUUGGAACGAAAUUUGCGGUCUUUCCAGGAAGCCAAGCAUGUAAUCUUGCGGGGUACUCCGUAUCCUGGUUGCUUACAUACAGACAACCUUUUCAGCAACCCACUACCACCCAACUUUCUGUCUUAUCGGACGCACUCGGUGUAUCUACAUACUCGUCUCCGUUAUACUGGGCCUCCAUAGGUCAUGUCGAUGUCCGACAAGAGAGGCAAGCGUCCAAGUACGUCGCAAUGUGACGACAAUGGAGGCUACAUUACCUUCUCAUUGGCCGAUCAAGGCAAAAGAGAGUGGCAGGGCGGAGACUUCAUAUCUUGUGUAACCUGUCAAGCAAGGAAAGUCAAAUGCGACCGAGUUAGACCGAGUUGUGGCUGGUGUGAAAAGAAUGGCCGGCAAUGUUCAUACAGUAAGAAGCAGAGGCCUGGUCCUAAGCCAGGUUCCGGCCACGACCUGGCGGAGAAGGUGUCUCGACUAGAAUCUGUAGUCCAACUUUUGAGCAAACAGCUGGAAGACCAUAUAUGUGUCCGCAAUUCCAUCGAAUCCGGGUCUACGGCAAGCCACUCUCCCCAGGUACCGGAAGGGACUGUCAAUAAUGUUCCUCUGCCGACCCCAUCCACUGGGGAAGGAAAUAAAUUAUCAUGGCUUUCUCAGGUCACCUUGUCAGACCAGACCCCGACAAACCAGGUAGCAAGAGAUACUACACCAAAGUAUCAGAACGAGACUUAUGUGAGAGCGUUCACACCUGUUACACCACAUAUUUCACCAUCGCUGAACACAACAGUCGGCUGGCAAAGCGAAACAGUUGAGCCAGAAUUGCCUCCACCAGAACAGCUUUAUAUCCUGGUGGAUCUGUACUUCAAGCACAUAAACACCUGGAUACCCAUGCUUGAUCGUGUCGUAACGUUUGAUAUAUUGUCACGAGCAUGGAUACCCGACGAAUCAGAUCGUGUCCUACUUCACGCCAUCGUGUUUGUCAGUCUUCGCUUCUCGAGGGAUCCGGGUCAUACAGCAGAAGUGCGGGAGCUAUACAGGAGUCGCCUGAAAAGGAGGGUCCAACUGUAUAGCUUGGAACACUCAAAUAUACGCACCACUCAGUCCAUGGUUCUGCUGACAGUUGACAUGUUGGGAACUUCGCAUAGCCCAGAGACUUCAAAUAUGGUUGCAAUGAUUACCCAGAGUAUUCUGAACUUCAGAUUGGGGUUUGAGCUUGGCCAUAGUGUUGGUCCACGAGCUCAAACAACCACUAGUAUUCUUCGGUCGCGGCUACUGUCGCCCCCAGGAUCCUGGAUUGAGAAUGAAGAACGUCGUAGGCUAUUCUGGGUCGUCUACAGCAUGGAUCGAUACACGACCCUUGGAUCGCAUUCGCGAUUUGGAAUCGACGACAAGACAGCCAGAAGGCGUCUGCCCUGUCGUUAUGAUUUGUUCUCCGAAGAUCGACACGUCGAAACGAGGUGGCCUCGUUGGGAUGAGUUCCACGGCGACGUGGAAGAAGACACGAACCAGAAUGCUGCCAAUCUCGGCAGCUACUCCUAUCAUUGUGAGCUUCUCAAGAUCAUGUCACAGACCCACGAGUUCCUUCAAAUACCACUCGAUAUCACGUCCCAAACAGAUAUCGACCAGUGGCGGCAGCGAUAUGCUGAAUUGGAUCAAUGGCUUUCAGUUUGGCUCCGGUCUCUGCCUGGUGAAUACAGCGAGAUAUCCCAGUUCUGCCAUUCAGACACCAAGAGCAAGAUAUCCAACUGGAUUAUCCUCCAGACAGCAUUCGUCGUUGCCGUCAUACACCUCCAUGCUCCAGCAGCUUAUCCGUCCGAGUCUUCAAUGUUAUUCCGACCAUCGUACGACGCGAUGCAAAAAUGUCUCGGUGCAGUCGCAAGUCUGAAAGAACUCACACUCGACGUCGUCAACACCGAUAUGCUCGACUUACUCGGACCAGGCUUUGCAUUGGCGAUGUGGAUCGCCACCCGACUUUUGCUUGUCCAUGCCUCAGUCGAAGGUCAUAGUCUGGAUGGAAAUAUCUUCUUCUUCAUGGAUACUCUGCGUCAGUUGGGGAAAUACUGGUCUAUUGCAACUACAUAUUGGGAGCUCUUAGACCCCGUGAUCCGAGAAUCGGAAACCUCUGUUGCUACCCGAGUUGGCGAAAUGCGCAGGUCUGCCUACGCCCUCCAACGCUCACUCUACGAUGAUGUAAAUGCCAGAGACCCAGUGUCCGCCCGCGAGGAACUCACACCCACCGAACUACUGAGUUUAGAUAUAUUCGGCACAUUCAACUACCCGUACGUGCGCACUUCGAGGAUUCCUGCUGUGACGUCGUCUGUUCUGAGUUUGCCUCGGAUAGAAGCAUUCAAUAGAUCGGGUCCGAGUAAUGAUUGGUCUCCACAAUGAAAGGAUAGUGAUGUCUCCUGUAUAUGAGUAGAGUUUUAGGUAGGUACAAUGUACAUAUGGCAAUUCAGAUCUUGACAUCGAGGAUGAGGCAAUACACCGUGUCUGGUUGUGCCCGUAUAGUGAGGCUCUAUGUUCUGUACAGUAACACUACUGGUUCCGCAGGUAGAUCCAGUAGUCAGUUCCUAGAUUCUGUCGCGGUGCAAAACGUGAGGAUAAAAAG